Molecule: messenger RNA, 654 nt
Organism: Eubalaena glacialis (North Atlantic right whale)
Lineage: Eukaryota; Metazoa; Chordata; Mammalia; Artiodactyla; Balaenidae
Gene: RAB39A
Product: RAB39A, member RAS oncogene family
Exons: 2
Coding region: 1-654 (217 amino acids)
Biological process (GO): Rab protein signal transduction
Cellular component (GO): Golgi membrane
Molecular function (GO): GTPase activity; GTP binding
Source: RefSeq, a predicted model, not a curated record
AUGGAGACCAUCUGGAUCUACCAGUUCCGCCUCAUCGUGAUCGGGGACUCCACAGUGGGCAAGUCGUGCCUCCUGCACCGCUUCACUCAGGGCCGCUUUCCCGGGCUGCGCUCCCCAGCCUGCGACCCCACCGUCGGCGUGGACUUCUUCUCCCGCCUGCUGGAGAUCGAGCCGGGCAAGAGGAUCAAGCUGCAGCUCUGGGACACGGCGGGACAGGAGCGGUUCAGAUCAAUAACUCGAUCUUAUUACCGCAACUCGGUUGGUGGAUUUUUAGUAUUUGACAUUACUAACCGACGAUCUUUUGAACAUGUGAAAGAUUGGCUAGAAGAAGCAAAAAUGCAUGUACAGCCAUUUCAGAUUGUAUUUCUGCUAGUGGGACAUAAAUGUGAUUUAGCUUCACAACGUCAAGUUACAAGGGAAGAAGCUGAAAGACUGUCAGCAGACUGUGGUAUGAAGUAUAUAGAAACCUCAGCAAAAGAUGCUACAAAUAUUGAGGAAUCCUUCACUAUCUUGACAAGAGACAUAUAUGAGCUUAUUAAAAGGGGAGAAAUUUGUAUUCAGGAUGGCUGGGAAGGGGUUAAAAGUGGUUUCGUUCCUAAUACUGUGCAUUCUUCUGAGGAAGCAGUAAAACCCAGGAAAGAGUGCUUCUGCUGA